AUGCACUUAAGGCUUCCCGAGGCAGUUGUGGAUGAAGGACUUCGGAUAACCGUUGACUAUGCAGAGGGCAUGCAAAUGAUUUAUCUCCUCCUGAUUCGCACUGUCGUCACUUCAGGCCGAGAGCCGACGCUCACGGAGGAAGGAAAUGGCGGCCAUCGGGAGCCACAUGACCCGUGUGGUACGCUUACCCGCGCAGGCGCCCGCGAGGCCCAGAGCGCCCCGGAAGAGUAUCAUCAAGCGAUCAGUCCGCCGUCUGACAAGGGGAAGGUCGAUGAGAACGCUAAUGUAACUUUAUUCACGUCAGACCUAAAGGGACACAGGAGACGCGAGUCCGCCAUUGGUCAAUAG
This is a messenger RNA of Dibothriocephalus latus, 348 nucleotides long. The record is from the annotation of a GenBank genome assembly. Lineage: Eukaryota; Metazoa; Platyhelminthes; Cestoda; Diphyllobothriidea; Diphyllobothriidae.